Rotaria sordida is the source of this 909-nucleotide messenger RNA. The record is from the annotation of a GenBank genome assembly. Lineage: Eukaryota; Metazoa; Rotifera; Eurotatoria; Philodinida; Philodinidae.
AUGAAAAAUUCUCAACGAUUAUUAUCGUUCAAUAUAUUUAUUUACUUUCUAUUAUGUAUUAUUCUUUUACCAAAAUAUAUUCAAUGUUAUAUGACAACAAUAAUAACUCAUGAAUAUUAUUCACCAGAGUCAAAUUUUACAAAUAAAACUUACGAAACACAAACAAAUGGUUUUGUAUCAACUAAAGGUAGUCAAACAAUAGUUCGUAAUGGUAAAGCAUUUAUUUUAACUGAUAUAAAUGGUAAUUUUGAUGGAUGUGAACAACCAAUUAAUCCAAUGAAUAUUGCAAAUGGUAUUGCUAUUAUUCAACGUGGUGGAAAUUGUACAUUUAGUGUUAAAAUAACACGUGCUAAACAAUAUGGAGCAUCAGCUGUUAUUAUUUAUGACCCAUUCCAUUCUGGUUUAGAACUAUAUAAUAUGCUACACAAUAAUUCUGAUAUAUUAUCUGUUUAUGUUCAACGCCCAAUUGGUUCUAGAUUAUUUAAUCUAGCUAAAGAUAUUCAUCAAUGGCCUUCUUAUUGUGGUAAUGCAAACACAGGUUUUAGUUAUGAACCUGUACGUGGUUUUGUGGUCACUCCAGAUGGUCAAGAUCAUCUUACAUUAAAAUUAAAUACACCACCAGUUCAUUCACUUGGUGAUGAAAUCAAAGUUGAAUUUAAAGUACAACCAAAUUGGUAUUACAAUGGUACUCGAUGUACUAAUUUCAAUCCAAUUGUUUUUACUGAAGAUAAUUGGCAAGAACCACAACAAGUUGAUAUGUCUUUUAUUGAUUAUGGUUGUUGCACAUAUGCAAUUAUUGCAACUGGUGGUGGAUAUGAUUGGCAAUAUCAAAUAUCAACAUUUGUUGUUUAUGCAUGUGAUGGUCAAGCUGGAUAUGGUUGCAAAGAUAAGUAUCCAUGUGGAGCCUAA